Messenger RNA from Prosopis cineraria, 1904 nucleotides. RefSeq names its product SURP and G-patch domain-containing protein 1-like protein. Bases 249 to 1562 code for a protein of 437 amino acids. Gene Ontology annotation, molecular function: RNA binding. The transcript has 9 exons. Gene Ontology annotation, cellular component: nucleoplasm. Gene Ontology annotation, biological process: RNA processing. The record is from RefSeq and is a predicted model, not a curated record. Lineage: Eukaryota; Viridiplantae; Streptophyta; Magnoliopsida; Fabales; Fabaceae.
ACCCACAGCUGCCUCGGCUUUAGUUCGGUGCGAUAGGCCCUCUGUGCCCGCUUGUUCCUCCGACAAGGGAGCGUCACCGCCUAUGCGCGCCAUCGAUCCAAGUCUACAUAAUCGGUCUCCGACGUUGAUGAUCAAGGUGGAAUUAUUGUUCAAUACAUCAGUUGUAGGAAGAGACCGGUCUUUUACCGAUUAAUCUUGUUCAACGAAGAAGGCGGUUAGUGUUUUGCUGCAUUAUUGGCUGUUUGCUGAUGGAUGAUAGAGUGCCUCCAAGCCUUUUUGUUAAUGAUGGUUCAUUCAUGGAGAGAUUCAAGCAACUUCAACAAGAGCAGGAGAAGAAAAAUGAAACAUUAGAGGAUUCUAAACCUAUUAAAAUUGUGCCAGGCUCUUUGACUCCUAAUCUUUCCCUUAGCAAAAAGGCCUCUGCAGACUUGAAGGCUAAUACACAGAAAACAUUCCAGGCUGUUUCCGGUGGUAAACUUGCAUUCAGUUUAAAACAAAAGUCAAAGCUAGUGCCUCCACCUGUUAAGUUAAGUGCAGAUGAAGAUGAAGAAACGGAUAAUAGAAAUGUUUCAAGUGAUGCGACUCCAAAACGACAAAAGGUGGGGCAUGAAGAUGGCAUUGAGCGGUCAUCAAGACAAUCUGAUGAUGCACCUCCUUCCCCAAGUGAUCCUGCAGUAAAGAAAGUUGCUGAGAAACUAGCAAGUUUUGUGGCUAAAAAUGGAAGGCAAUUUGAGGAUGUUACACGUCAAAAAAAUCCUGGGGAUACACCUUUCAAGUUUUUAUUUGACGAGAAAUGUGAUGACUACAAAUAUUAUGAAUAUCUACUAGCCCAGGAGGAAAAGGCUCUAUUGCAUACCCGGGAAUCACAGACAUCACGUAAUGGGGGUACAAGCUCCUCAUCUUCUAGACCAACCAAUGUUCCUCGGAGAUCAUCUCAGCAGCAUUCAACUUACCAAAUUCCAGCAUCUGCUUUGUAUGAAAGUUCUGAAGAUCCUGGAGUUUAUGGAUCUUCAGGUCAAGCAGUGUCAGUUGGAAGUGCUGAUGAAACUAGUGGAUCAUCAAAUGCUGAUUCUUUAGCAUUAAUGGAGUUCUACAUGAAGAAAGCUGCACAGGAAGAGAAGAUGAAAAGACCUAAGCAAUCUAAAGAUGAGAUGCCCCCUCCUGCAUCUCUUCAAGCUUCUUCAAAAAAAGGUCAUCACAUGGGCGAUUACAUUCCCCAGGAUGAACUAGAGAAGUUCUUGGCUACCUGUAAUGAUGCAGCAGCACAGAAAGCUGCCAAGGAGGCUGCAGAGAAGGCUAAAAUUCAGGCUGAUAAUGUGGGCCACAAGCUUUUGUCAAAAAUGGGGUGGAAAGAAGGUGAGGGUCUGGGCAGCUCUAGGAGUGGUAUUUCAGAUCCCAUCAUGGCAGGUAAUGUUAAGAUGAACAACUUGGGGGUUGGUGCUAACAACCCUGGCGAGGUGACUCCUGAAGAUGACAUAUACGAGCAGUACAAAAAGAGGAUGAUGCUCGGUUAUCGUCACAGACCCAAUCCUCUGAACAAUCCCCGCAAGGCUUAUUACUGAACUUCCUGGAUGAAGCAUAAAUGUUAAUCUUGUGUUGGACGACGGUGUGUUGGUCAUUCUGUGGUGUGCUUCCACCUGCAGGGCGAUUUUUUGCCCCUUAAUUUUUUAUUCGUCUAGGUGAAAUUGUUCUCUUUUAUUAUAAUUACCCUUCAGCAAAGAAAGAACUGUGUUAGAAUUUUUAUUUAAUCUUUUAUUUGUCUUGUGGUACAUUUGCAUGCUAUUUAUGGAGAAGGGAUUUGGCUGUGUUUCAUGUCGAUAAUUAAGCGUGUUUCUUAGUUAAUAAACAAGUAAAUGUAUUAGGCGAAUAUUAUCCAAAGCAAAAUGGAGUAUUGGUGUAUUUUA